This is a messenger RNA of Linnemannia hyalina, 2718 nucleotides long. NCBI's taxonomy places the organism in Eukaryota, Fungi, Mortierellomycota, Mortierellomycetes, Mortierellales, Mortierellaceae. The record is from the annotation of a GenBank genome assembly.
AUGGACAACCUGUCUCGUCUACCAGUGGAAUGUCUCCAGCUAAUCCUCGACUUUAUUUUACCCUCCUACGACUACGACUACGACUGCGACCAAGGCCAUAAAACCAACUCCAUUCGCGCCCUCCUCUCCCUCUGCCUCGUCAACCGACACAUGGCCCUUGUCGCUAUCCCACACUUGUACCGAGACCCAUUCCAAUUGCUUUACAUGACCCCUCAAUCCGGAGAAGGCAGACCAAGAUCGCUCCGGGAACGGAAUCUCCUCCGCACCCUCCUCACCAACAGUCGCAGCAAUCCUUCUCUUGCCUUCAUCCACCCAGCCGUCGCUUCAGAACUGGACAUCGACAUCACCAACCCCACGUCUAAAAGGAAAAUUCGUAGGCUGCAGCGCAGCAACCCCAUAAUGCAGCAGCACAGUAACAACAACAACUCCAUUCGAUUCGACUACCUCGCCUACGUUCGCAACUUGACGCCACCCCGAAACAACUACCGGACAUGGGACCGCCAGGAUCGCCUCCUCCUCUUCAACUACUUCCAACAACCCAACUUUUCUAAAGAGACGAUGAAGUACAUCCAUUCACCUGACUACUUAGCCUCCUGUCCUCCUUUCCGCGCCACUCCAGACUGCGGUCGUCACAGCGAUCCCGAUAUGAUGCUCCUGUAUUUGUAUCCAAUUGUCGUCUACCGAGAACUGAUUUGGUCUCUCUCUGUACCCAUCCUCGACCAGCUCGAGUCCUUGACCCUCCCACUGUCGGACGUCCAGCGGUACCACAAUGUUCUCCAUCGGCUGAGAAACUUGAAAUGGAUCCAUAUUGUCAAGGAUUUGCAGGUUGGCUGUCAAUUCUGCGGGUAUGGGGACGUAAGCUUCAAUCAAAGUUCUACAACGAAGGAGGCGAACGAUGCCCUUGCGCGGUUUCUCAAGGAUUACGUACUGCUCUUCCCAGGUCAUCAUCUAGAGGGGGUGACCUGCUCCUUACCGGGUUAUCACGGCGACGACCAGCACAGCGGGAUAUUUAAACCGCCCAGUCUCAGCCACGUCGACAUGGAUAUUCUUCGCGCCUUGCCUCCCCCCAGCAGGAUAAGGGUCAUUUCGCCAGACAAGUGGCCAUGGAUCGCUCUCCAUCUUCACAGGACGGAUAUGACUCUUGUGAGGUCGAUUGAUUGGCUUCCUUGGCUUCCUGAUGACCCCUGGCAGCCCGCAAGAUGCCAAACUUGUACACCUCAAAGACUCCUGCGAUGGUGCCGGGCGUUGGAGAGCCUUGUUAUGGCGAACCUUUAUAAGGGUUGCUUUGAUUGGGCUGUUGAAGAGAAGAAGGGCCUGCAGCGACUUGAGCAAGGCGCCAUUGGUAGUCGAGUGCACUGUGGCAACGACAACCAUGACAGCGAUCCCGGCGGCGAACAUGACGACGAGGCGUUCCAUCCUGACUAUUUCACCCACGGUCUGGUGCCACUCGCGAAGGUCCACCUCGAGAAAUGCAGCAUGCCAUCGCCGGAUCUCGAUGCUCUCAUUUACGCUUUCAGUCAGUCGUUGGAGUCACUCCUGAUCUCGUCUCUCCAAGCACCACCCACUCUCCGGACGAUUCAUUUCGGUCACAACUGGGUCGACUUACCCUUCCUGGGCCAUCUUGAGGUUCAUACCGCCCAUCACCGUCUGGUACUGGACCAACACUUUUUUUCCCGAUUCCCUUCGCUCCAUACCCUUAUUCUCCUCGACAAUGAUACCUUAACGUACUCUUGCGAAGACAUUGUCCCAUGUUAUGCAGCGGACCUUUAUCGACUCGGGACUUUGCGUCUGACAGGCUGGAGCGCUUUGACAUUUCAUCCCGCUACGCUUGAGUCGACCAAGGCGCUCAAGAUGUUGUGUUUGGCCAAUAAUCGAUACUCGGAGUGUUGCUUUAUUCCACCCGUCGACGAGCUGUAUAGAUCCUACGGUCUCGAGUGUACUGAAGACAAUGGCGAUGGUGACGCCUAUGGAACUCGGUCUGCCCGUCUUGCUCCUUCGAUCAUUCGACCUCACUGGACUUGGGACUGGUACCUGCCUUGCCUGACAUAUUUGUCGUUGGGGUCCGAGUUUGCCUACCGGUUCGAGUUCAAGAUGCUCCGUGGAUGUCCCGCACUAGAAAUGCUGUACUUGCACAUCCCCACCAGCGACAACACGUCACACUAUCGCAUCAUCUCCGAGGACGACCUUUUUUUCAUCCCUGGCGGAGCAAGCGGUGCGGACGGAUCUUGUGCAGAGGAAAGAGGACGGAUUGUGGUACCCAAGCUUCGCAGUCUGCACAUGGAAGGUCGUUGGUCAUGCACGGAUUCCAGUGUGCUGCACCAAUUCCUGGUCGAGAUGUUCCCGAACCUCGACCGUCUGACUGUCCGAGGAUGUUGGGCUACUUCUGGCGAUGAUGACGGUCCCGACAAUGGCAACAAAUUCACAGUGGCAACGUUUGUGAAGCUCCUCCGGACGAGUCUGAGUCAUGUGAGACUAUUGACGACGGAUACGAGGCGGUUGGCGGUUUGGCCGAGUCGGGAGGCGUUGCCGAAGGAAGAGCUGGAGAGGCUGAGAAUCUUCCCUUUGUCGUACUUGACGAAGAAAAAGAGGCAUGGGAAGCCAGAGUACACGAAAGGACCCAAGCUAUUGGCGAAUAGGCUUAUUUGUUCGGGCCAGGAGUAUGUUCUGAGGAAGGAAAAGGCUGUUCGGAAGAAGAGAGGCAAGAACAAGCAGAAAUAA